CGUUAAUUUUCGGGAGUAUAAAGGCAAGUCAUCUUUCUACCGUCCACCCACCUCGCACAAACAAUGCGUUUCGCCUUCCUCACCGUUAUUAUUGCUCUGACAACAUCAGUGACUGCCUUUGGACCUCGUAACAUCAGCCGGAUGGUGCUCAAAUGUGUGGUGAAUUAUGUUUCCGCUUUCUCAUUGGUGCUUUGCAUAACUAGACCACUCAAGCUCGAAGUGUUGAAUGGCUUCAACUACAGAAGCAAACGAGCAAAGCAGAUGCGUGCUUCUGUUUUUUCCAGCUACAGAGGUAAACGAGUUAAAACGAAGUCUGUUCAUUGACAUGAAAGUAGCUGUGGGACUACUUUACCGUGGGCCCCAAGUUCAAACAAAGAUGACGGCGCCGUAAUAGUUCUGGCAGUACUAGGCAAGUUGAACAUUCUGUGCGGUCCGC
Messenger RNA from Suillus bovinus, 436 nucleotides. RefSeq lists its product as uncharacterized. The transcript is spliced from 5 exons. NCBI's taxonomy places the organism in Eukaryota, Fungi, Basidiomycota, Agaricomycetes, Boletales, Suillaceae. The record is from RefSeq and is a predicted model, not a curated record. Bases 64 to 324 code for a protein of 86 amino acids.